This is a messenger RNA of Letharia columbiana, 1005 nucleotides long. RefSeq lists its product as uncharacterized. The coding region runs from base 1 to 1005 and encodes 334 amino acids. The record is from RefSeq and is a predicted model, not a curated record. Gene Ontology annotation, biological process: DNA repair. Lineage: Eukaryota; Fungi; Ascomycota; Lecanoromycetes; Lecanorales; Parmeliaceae. The transcript has a single exon.
AUGUCUAAGAAACGGUCGCUCGACAGUUUCUUCACGCCCACUUCUCGAAAGAAGGUCUGUCUGACUGUGGAAGCUGCGCCCUCCGAGGUCAACCCAGUCUACACAUCCAGCACCGAAGUGUCCAAUCACAAAACCUACCCUUUCCCAAUUCCUCGCCUUCCACCAAACAUCAUCGAGCAAUUGAACGAAGUGCCAGCUUCUCAAGGCAACGAAAUCAAUGACCAGCCCGAUCUCGAUCUCCUCUACUUCCAACCUUAUAUCCCGCCCACGACCGAAAGAGAGCUGUUCGAAUUUUUGAGGAAUGCGCUCUUCUUCUACAGGGUGCAAUACACCAUCAAGCGCUAUGGCAACGAGACUCGUAUAAACACACCUCGUUUCACGACGGUAUAUGGCGUCGACACCUCUUCCACCUUCACCCCAGAUGGCGCCCUCAUCGACAGCCAAACAUCCAAGCCAGUCCUUCCAGACCGCUACAAGACCUGUACUCCACGUCCCAUUCCUCACUGCCUUGAUUAUCUGCGCCAGCUCACAGAAAUCUUCACUGGAGCAACCUACAACUUCUGCCUCGUCAACUACUACGCCAACGGCGCAGACAGCAUAUCCUACCACAGCGACGAUGAGCGUUUUCUCGGUCCCAACCCCUCGAUCGCCUCCUUCUCCCUCGGCGCAACCAGAGACUUCUGCAUGAAGCAUAAGCCUAUACCACCCAAAGAUGGAGAGCCCCCACCAGAGCAAAAUAGCAAGCCGCCGUUGAAGCUACCGUUAGCGAGUGGAGAUAUGGUGCUCAUGAGAGGGAAGACGCAAGCGAAUUGGCUGCAUAGUAUUCCGAAGAGGAAGGGCAAGGGGAGCGAAGGAGGGAGGAUCAACAUCACUUUUAGGAAGGGAGUGGAGAAGUAUUCGACGCAGAAUUACUAUCAGUAUAACGUGGGUGACGGAGGGGUGUGGAAAUGGGAUGCUAGGAAAGGUGAAAUGAAGGAAUGGGUGAAGGCGAGGGAAGAGAGCUAA